AUGCUAAGGAUGAAGGUCGGAAAGAGGAAAUCCCACAUAUUCAAGAAACUUUGGAAAGAACAUCUAAAAGAUCAAAACGCAAAAACGGACGAUGAUAAGGAUAAAAACCAGAAAGUCCGCAAGAACAAGAUUACAUUUUUGAAAAAGCCGCUUUAUGAAAAAGUCAAUAAGUCAAAUGAUAUCGAUUCGGUUGUAAUUAAUACAAAUGAUUACCGCCGGGACUCGGAACCUAAUGUUCUCAAGCAGCAAGAGCCGGAUCUUACUGACUCUGAACCGCGAACACCUCUUGAACAAAUUAAUAGAAAUGAUUACCGCUGGGAAUCGGAAUUUAAUUUUCACAAGAAGCUAGAUCCGCAAUUUUCUGACUAUGAUCUGCGCACAUCUCUUGAAGUGAAACCUCUCGUCAUUUCUCAGCACAUAUCCAACUUUAUGAAGGAAUACGGCUCGGUAUUAAGUUUCUACCAAUUAUAUCCAGAGUUAUUCAAGAGCAAUGAGCUGGAGAGGUCAUUUAUCGAGGCUGCCACCGAAAAGGAAAAGCCGAAGGCAACCAGGAAAUCAAGGAAACCCAAGGCUAAGAAAGCCAAGAAAGUGGAUGGCUUGCCAUCCAAGAGCUGCAAGAACGCCUGCUCCCUGUGCAACUGCCUCAAAAAGAAGCAAUCCGAAAUGCCGGCUUACAUGCAACGGAUGCAGCAGCAGCGCCAGCGACUGGAACUGAAGACCUACUACACCCAGAAGUUCCUGAAGUUGCAGCGGGAGCAAAACCCGGAUCCCCAGGAAAGGAAGAGAGUCUGCACCCGCGAGGUCCUCGUCAGAUGCUACGAAACCCUGCAUCUUUGCCAGGAGAUUCUGGAACACAGGAGGGAAAACCCAUGCGAAGGAUGUAAACAUGAAUAGCUAGCGAAAAGAAUCACACGAAUACCAUUUUCAGGACCUUAAAAACCUAAUUCUAAAACAACGAAUUCUCAGAUGGAUGAAAAAUAAAAAGACAAACAUUUUAAAA
Molecule: messenger RNA, 1000 nt
Organism: Drosophila ficusphila
Lineage: Eukaryota; Metazoa; Arthropoda; Insecta; Diptera; Drosophilidae
Exons: 3
Coding region: 1-894 (297 amino acids)
Source: RefSeq, a predicted model, not a curated record